Molecule: messenger RNA, 1101 nt
Organism: Rotaria sordida
Lineage: Eukaryota; Metazoa; Rotifera; Eurotatoria; Philodinida; Philodinidae
Source: the annotation of a GenBank genome assembly
AUGGCUUAUAAUGGUACACAAACUUCAUUGAUUUUAUUUGUUUUUAAUGAAACAAUUAAAAAUAAUGAUUACAAUCGAUUCAAUUGUUCGAUUAAUCCAACAGUAGCAGUUUUAAUUUCAUUUCAUAUUGGUCGUAUAUUAUCUAUACUUUGUAUUAUAUUUGGUAUCAUUGGAAAUCUUACACUUAUUUUAAUUAUUUUUCGUUCAUCAUUUUAUUAUUUUUCAUAUGGUUUAAUUCUUUUAUUUAUUUCAACAUUUGAUAUAAUUCGUCUUAUAUCAACUAUUUUUUAUUAUUUAAUUCAAGCUAAUAUAAUUUCAUUAAAUUUAAUAACUUUAACAAUUUAUAUAACAUUAUAUCGUUAUCCAAAAAUUAUUACAAAUUGGUUAAAAGUAUUUUUAGCUAUUGAAAGAUUUAUUGCUGUUAAAUAUUGGGUUGCACAUCGUUAUAAUAUUAAUUCAAAUAAUUCAAAAAGAAUUCAUCGUACACGACAAAGAAAAAUUUUAUUAUUAAUUCUUAUUUUAUUUCUAUGUUGUUUAAUAAGUCAACAUCCAAAUUUAAUUCCAUCUCGUUAUAUAUCGACACGUAUUUGUUUAACUCGUUUACUUAUUAUUAGUACACCAAAUCCAUAUUUUUAUUAUGGUAAUUAUGUAUUUAAUGGUUUCUUAUACUCUCUAAUUAGUUAUAUUAUUCUUGAUGACGUCUUACCAAUAAUGACAUUAAUUAUAUUUAACACAAUUCUUCUAUAUGAAUUAAGACGUCUACCAGCAUUAACAAGUAAAAAAUUAGCUGAAUCAAUAUUUAUUCUUUUCUUUCUAACAAUAUUUUCAAUAUUUAUUCUACCAAGAUCAUUUCUUGUUAUUAUUAAUCUAUAUGUUGAUCAAAAAUAUUUUAAUGAUACAAUUAUGUCAGUAGUAUUUCAUACAUGUCAAGGUCUUGAAAUGUUUAAUCACGUAAUAACUGGUUAUGCUUGUUUUUUAAGUUGUCGUCAUUUACGUAAAAAUUUAAUUCAGAAUAUUGGAAUUUUAUUUGUAAAAUUUCGACAAAAACGUAAUUCAUUGAAAUCAACUACAAUCGAACUAGCUACGAUAUCUGAAAAAUAA